Molecule: messenger RNA, 4467 nt
Organism: Trichoderma citrinoviride
Lineage: Eukaryota; Fungi; Ascomycota; Sordariomycetes; Hypocreales; Hypocreaceae
Exons: 5
Source: RefSeq, a predicted model, not a curated record
UGGAACGUUAUCAAUACGAUCUGGGAUGAGAACAAGCUCAUUUCUGUGGAUGUGAACCGGGAAAUCGCUGCUCAUAUCGGCCAUUGGGCGGAUGAUUGGCUGAACAAGGAGGAGAACAAGGAGAAACUGAUCCGUUGGGAAGAGUCUCAUGGUCCCGUCUUCCGCAUUCUUGACGACCAAGACCACGAAUCCCUGGGCUUGAUACAGGAUGACGUGGUGCCGCUGAUAGCGAGCGCGUUGAAGAGUCGCCGGGACUUUCUCCUUUCCGGCAGGGAGGCAGCGCAAGUCGAAGAGCCUGCAGAGCUGGUUACAGCAUGUUGCACCAACAACAUCGAAAACUGGCUCACUGGACAGCAAGUUUUCGACAACAAUGGGUUGCCGGCUCCUCCCAUGUCUGAGCCUCACCGCGACUCGUCCUCGCUGAAUGGGCCUGCUCCCUGCAUCGUGGAAAACGGGAAGCACUACUAUCUUCCGCAACAAUCCUUGCCGCUCCCUGAGCCACCUACUAGGCCCACUGAGGCUCUGCAAGCUUUGCAGAAGUCUGUCACAGGCGCUGCGAUCUUCCGACCGGCUGAAGCUGCUAAGCUAGGCGUCGUCAUCGUCAAUGGUAGCAAUAUGCCGAAGCAACUGCAAACGCCCGUCGAGAAAGCAGACCAGAAGAAAGUGAGCGAAAUCAAGAGUCAGAACGACCCUCGGAGAACUGCAUCGAUGCCAGAGACAUCAUCUCCAGUGGCUGGCUCCGAUGUGAAACCACGACGUAACGAGGCCUUGCUAUGCCCUGGCAAUAGACUCGCCGCCGAUGCAGAGAUCAGACGGAGUUCCGAAUCAGCAUGUCUAGCAAAUCGUGGCAAGUCAUCUCCGAGUCAUUCUUCAUCUGCCAAGAAUCCCGGCGUUGAGACCAUGAGGGACAAGCUCACAAGAGAGGUUGCCGACUCGGAGCGUAUUGAGCAAGGUUUCAAAGGCAUGAGCCAGCCAUACGACGAUAGGGCAAUAAUCUAUUCAGGAGGUGACGGCCAAUUUCCCUUGCAUGAGGCAGCGAGACUUGAGAACUGGCAAAGUCACGGUCCAGAUGGGCCUAUGCAUGAUCCUGCAGCUAUCAAGCCACUUCAUUCCUCCCAGAGAUAUCGAAGGUCGACGCAAGAUGCAAGAUACUAUGCGGAGAAUUUGUCGAAUGGCUUCAGCAGGCCGAGGGCCGGACUUCCUAUCAAGUCAUCAACGGAGCCGACACCUUUCUAUAUGCAGCCAGAUAAAGGCUUCAUCCCGCCGCACCUUGUAUCGGCGAAUGGGUUUUCGCACCAUAGAGAGCAACUAUACUCUGCUGCAAAUAAGCAACAACCGCAUCCUGCGCCUUACAGAGACUUUUCGGGAGCCUCUCAAGGCGCGCCGCAUCAACAGUUUGCUAAUGGAACGCACUCGGGUGUUGUCUCCUCUGUCAAGUUGCGCAACCCUCCUGCCAGUAGCACCGACGAGAACAGUCAACAUCCCCAUUCGGCUCGACUUGAAUCUUACCAUGGUUCUUCAACCGCCUCGUCGCAAAAUGGGUACAACAACAGCCGUAUUCAUCAUAAGGCAGGGCAACGUCGGGGAUCUCAGGGCCAGAAAACCCAUGGUUUCAAUCUGGGCCAGCAAGCCCAAGCCGAACAUCACGUCAUGCCGCACGAAUCCUCCUUGAACAAACCCUGGCGACGGAGUACUCAACAGGAUGACGUUCGACAGAACACCUGGUGCCGCAAUCCCGUGGGCUUAAAUGGUAUGGACUACAUCCAUUGCACUUGCAGUGGCUGCGCCGAACGCAACAGGAGUGUCUGGGUUAGCGUUACCCAUGACUCUCGUUUGCAAAAGAUGGAGAUACAAGCAUUUCUCAAGUUUGGCUUGAGUAGUAAAUUUGGCCAAGUGGAGGAGGUCUGCCAAACCACGUCACUGACCAGAGAUGCAUUCAUCGUGAGCAGAUUCGUGACAGAAGCAUCGGUUUCUCUCGCUCUCGCGUUUGGGGGAGGUCUGAUGCCGGAGAAGAAUAUCAGGCUGCUCAUUCGGCCAGUAUUUCGGUCAAAGUGGAUGAAGAACCUGCACUAUCAGCAAGCGAGGCCGCUGCCACCGGUGCCAGUUACACACCAACAGCCUGCGUGGGUGGAAAAAGCCCCGUCAAGCACGAAUCUUGGUCUUGGACAGACGGUAGCUCCUGGUCCCUCGUUUGCACCAUCGCCUACGCAUUCGACAGAAAGAGAACAGUCCGCCACUUCAUCAAGCCCGAAAAGUGCCGAAGUCCUGCCUCAAGCCACUGCAUCGAGAGAGUGUGUGAACGAGGACACUACAGUGCCCAGAAUUGAGCCCAAGAGUUUCUCGCCACGGAAAGAUCAUUCAAACCAGGCCUUGGACUCCACUGCCACUCAUGACCAGGCGGCCUCUGGGGAGGACGAGAAUCCCUCCAAACCUGAGCACGCUUCUCAUCAGAGUGAGCCAUCCGGGCAAACCAAGAAGAAAAAGAAGAGGGACGUUGCUGCGCGGCCAAGGUCCCCGCUGAAUGCUAUUGUUGGCCGAGAGGCCAGUGCUUGCAUGGGCGCGAUCCCACCAAGUGAAGAUGACAGCUGCUCAUUGCCAGGGAAGGCUCGGGUUGCUCUAUCAAAUGGUCCUCUAAAGCCAAGGGCUACCGCCGCGAAAGAAAUAUCCAAAUCAGAGCCAUCCGUUGCUCCUCAUUCAAGUGUAGGAAAUGGCAGUCCUACGUCAAAGGGUCAGGAGAGACGGGUUCCAGAAGAUCCCGCGCCUGAGAAGACGGACAGUCCGCAUUUGCAUGCCCAUUUCAACGACAUAGAGGUGCAAGGCAAGACAAGCAGUGGCAAGGGAGGCAAGCCCUUGAAGAGCAGCUUGAAGGAGGUACACGCUGCUGCUCCCAAGGCGGUGGCAGAUUUGCCAGCACCUGUACCCGAAUCAGCCGAGACCUCCAGUAUUUUCACAGAAGAAGAGAUACGAGAACGCAAGCAGGCCUGGAAUAGGAUUCCUAUGCCAUUGGAUCCACGGAAAUCCAAGAAACCAGGGUCGAAUGUCAGCUCCAGCCAACCCGCUACGCCACAAACUCCUGCGUUUAAUGAGAUGGAGAACAAGGGAUACUCUGCAUCCUUUGCUGGGGAGAAGGUCCAUAAUGAGCCACUUGAGACGUUGAGCGCGAAGCACCAAGAAUCGGGGCGUUCGACGGAAGGACCCGAGGCCUCGGGUAGAGAGAAAAAUCAGCGCCCUAUGAACGAGGAGUACUCCAUACUUGAACAGAGGCCAGUACCCAAGGAUCUCUCACUGGAGUUACCAAAUGCCAAAGGAAUGAAUGGAGAGGAUGCUUUUGAUUCCGCGCUGAAGUCACCCGCGUCAUCAUCAUGGGCAUCAGAGCUGGUGGAGGACACAGGCAUUGGCCUAGGAACGGAGCCACCUUUUACUGGCACCGCCGCGGCGAAUCACCAAGGCAAGCCCAAGGGGAAAUGGAACAAGAACAAAAAGUCCAAGAAGCGCCUGACCCCAGCGCCGUUGACUGCAUCGCAGAAAGACGAUGACAGCCAGGGGCGGCCUCCGUCUGACUUGGACAUCAACACCAUACCUCUGGAGAUGAGACUCGAAGCUGAUCACGACACACUCACACCAACCACCGCAUCUUCCGAAUCCUUUCCCCGUUCCAUGUAUGAAACAGAAAGACUUGACAAGUUUUCCUCCGAGCCGCUCAAGGAUGCUAGGGGACAGGGAAUGACGAGCCUCAGGGGUCAGUACCACUACGAUACCCUGCCGCGUGGUGGACUAGACUUCAGGCAGAAUGCGGGAGGGUCUCUGAAGGUUCCGAAGAAGCGCAAGAACAAAUACCCUUCCAUCAACUCGAGGACAUUCGAGCCAUCGACAGGCGGCAGGCCGAUGCUGUCUCCGUCCAAACAGGCAGUUGGCGGCCAGAUGCUUACUACUGACAGCAAAGGCGCAAGCACAAUCAGCUCUACAACCAAGGCAGAAGCACCGGAUGCUUCCAGGAAGAGUCGCUUGAAUCCGCUGGCAAUAGCAUUCGAAUCUCCGCGCAAGGGGGCCACAGCAGUACUGGGCACCCAAGCCUCUCCCAACAAUUCGAGAGCAACCUCGUCUCGGCCAGGAACGGAUUCUCUUGAUAAGCCUCCAUCGCCCUCCAAGGCCAAGCUCGUGCAGAGACCAGUGACGGCACACAACUCGCCGACAAAAGCGCCUCAGCUCAGAGAACGCUUGAACCGAGAUUUUGCAGGAAUUGAGGGCAACACUGAGGUGUCCAUCAAGCAACAGGAGAAUAACCCUCCUGUGAACCGGCGUGAGGGAUUCAAUGACAGGCGUCGGCAUCAGGGAGAAAAUAAGAACCUGCUUAAGUCGAGCUCGACGUCUCCAAGGAGAGAGGAUGGACAAUAUCAAGCCAACCUUGAGGCUGAGGAUUGGCCUGCGUUGCCCGCGUCCAGGAUGAGAUCUGCGACUCUGCAGUAA